AGCAGAAUGAACCUGAGAUAAAAACCAUUCUGGGAUGAGUCAUAUCUUAUUUCUAUUUUUCCUCUACAUCGUUCCUACUGCUAUCUCACUUUCAAUUAACGAUUUCAUCUCUAACACACCCGAAUCCUGGGCCGGAGAGAAUGUUGCUAUUGUUAUUCCUGGCCUAACCUCAUCGGAUCCCGCAUGUCACAGAAUCACGGUAGAAUACAACGCUAGUCACGUGACAGUUCACUCGGAGUGUUCUGAGAUACCGGGCACUCUCUACUCUGUGCGGGAGAAUGAGGUGACGAGAGUGUACUCUUCUCCAGUUAUAAGGUUGGACUCACUGGAUAAAGAUCUAGUGUUAACAACAGGAACAGCACCUGAUCCUAAUGUUCACUACGUGACUAAAGUGGUUACAGACUCCGGAACAACGCUCCUAACGGAGGACGUUUCUGUGCAGAGGAUCGAAAAUGGUAUACAAAUCAGUGUCAGUGAUACCCUAAGAAGAGAUUCUAAAAGCCUGCAAGUGAUUGGCUACAAGAAUACUCCGCAUUUUCUGAAGCGGCACGAAGAUUGUCCAUGCUUGGUUAUCGAUUUAAAAGGUGAUGGACCUUGUUCGGUAAAAUCUAGCUAUCCAACGGAGAUCAGAAAUAAGAGACAGAGCUCGCAGCGUCUUCAGUUCGAUCAGAAUCCAUACGAGGAUUCUUAUCCUGAAGAUAUGCCCAGUGGAGCUCACAUUAUGGUUGUAUCUGCUUCUUACAGCGAGGACUACACGAGAACUGUUACUUAUUCUCUUAUCAGAAACUCAUUCGGAAGCAGCAGGUUUGAGAUAAACCCCUCAACCGGCACUAUUAACCUGGUAUCAACACUAAACUACGAGGAGAGCAGAGUGAUACGUAUCUCAGUAUUAGCUGAGAGUGAUAGUUACGAGCGAGCUGUUACUGAGGUAAUACUGAAUGUUGAGGAUGCGAAUGACGAAUACCCAACUUUUGUACGAGACGAAUAUUUAAUUAGCGUUCUGGACAGGACCCCUAUAGGUUCGGAUAUAGGAACAGUACUCGCUGUAGAUGCAGACUCGGGGAUAUUCGGACAAAUAUCUUACAGUGUUGUUGAGGGUGGUGAUAGCAACAAUUUCAAUGUGGAUGAUGAUUCGGGGGAGAUCGCCAUCACCAACAGUCUUCACGAAAAGGCGGCUUACUCCUUCGUAAUAGAAGCGCAUGACAGAGGAACCCAGCCUCUAGCAUCAAACGUCACAGUGACGGUGUUUGUUCAAAACACCACUAUACCGGGGGCAGCUCCCCCUAGAUUUGUUCAGAGGAGUUACAGUGCUAGGAUCGCUGAACUGGGGCGAUCCGGCAGACAAGUAAUCAAAGUAAAAGCACUCCCCUACUCUCCUCUUCAAUACUCUAUCAUCCAGGGUUCUACUCCCGCCCAGAACAGUCCCAGAUGUUUCGAUAUUGAUCCAACCUCUGGAUCAGGUGAUCCCAAUAGAUACUGUAUGUUGGACUACGACGGUGACACGCCAGUUUACCACCUCCUAAUUAAAGUACGGACAACCCAACUUCCAUCUUACGAGGACUACGCAGAGGUUAUGGUAGCCCUGGACGACGUUAACGACAAUGUGCCGGUUUUCAGUCAGACCAAAUACGAAGCUUCGGUGCUAGAAAACGUCCCGUCCGGAAGCUACAUAACGACUGUGACUGCUACGGACCAAGAUUCCGGAGUAAACGGGGAAAUAACCUACAGCUUUGGUAGUGGUGAUAGAGACGGCUUCCGGAUCGAUAGUGUGUUAGGACACAUUUAUUCCGGCAGUCCGCUAGAUCGGGAGAAAAAGAGCUCUUAUUUGUUUUUCGUGGUAGCGACGGACAAGGGAGCAGUCCCCCAAUACUCAGGGACUAGAGUCGAGGUGAGCGUGUUGGAUGUAAACGACUGUAAGCCAGUGUUCCGUAGUCCGGUUAUGGAGGUGUAUGUGGGUGAGGAUGCUAGAGUUGGGGACCUGGUCACUACUCUAACUAGUCUCGAUCAAGACGAGGAUCAAAACGCUGCUGUCUCUUACGCUUUUAUCAGCGGUGACACAACAGAGUUUACUUUGGACCCUGGCACCGGAAUAGUCCGUGUUAACACUGAACUUGAUUACGAAACUCAACAAGAAUACCGUAUCAGAGUACAAGCUACUGAUGGCAAGUUUUUUGACGAAGCAGAGUUGGUGAUAAAACUGGAAGAUGUUAACGAUCACACGCCCCAGUUUGGUAAUACCGAGUAUCCUAUUACUAUCAGAGAAGAUAUCAAGCCGGGAACAGAUCUCGUUCAAAUCACUGCAACCGAUGGAGAUACAGGCUCGGACCAAGCAAUCAGAUACAAGAUAAUAUACCCGGAUAUUACUGAUGAUGUCCCCUUCAGUAUCGACCCAAUAGAGGGCUGGUUUUCCGUCAGUUCGUCCUUGAACCGUGAAGAAACUGAUAGUUACGAUAUACAAGUAUCUGCUACUGAUAAGGGAGGAUUAGCCGCUUUCGUUCAGGUCAUAAUAACAGUACAAGAUAUAAACGACAACGCCCCGAUCUGUCUACCUCCCGUUUCCGGUUCAGUUCCAGAGAACUCAGUAGAAGGUACCUCCGUUCUUACAGUUAAUGCUACUGAUUAUGAUACGGAGGAAAACGCUCAGCUGUCUUUCAGGCUGCUAUCACAUCAGGAAAUAUUCACAAUAAACUCCACAACUGGAGAGAUAACGGUCCUAGCCCCAGUUGACAGGGAAGAGACCCCUGAAGUGACCCUGGUAGUUGAAGUCAGUGACAGUGGCAGGAACGUACAGCUCGCUUCAGAGUGCACUUAUAUUAUCAAGGUAGAAGAUGAGAACGACAACUCUCCAGUAUUCACACAGCUAGCGUACAGUGUAGACCUGUCAGAAUUAGUGGAAACUGGAACUGUUUUCUUCAGGCUUGAAUGUGAAGAUGAGGAUUCUGGAGUGAAUGGAGAACUAGAUUACACAAUAUCUGGAGGAAACUUACCACCUGUAUUCGAUAUCAACUCUAGAACUGGUGAGUUGGUGGUGAUAGGAGGACUAGACUACAAGGUGAAUCCUGAGUACAUGCUGCAGAUAAGCGUUACUGACAGAGCACCGCCCUAUCACGAGACCUCAGCUAAGGUCCAGGUGAAACUGAUUGACGCUAAUGAUAACCCUCCAGUGUUUGAUGAAGAGAGCUAUACCACAGAUAUUCCAGAAAAUUACACUCCAGGUACGACUAUCCUUACCAUCUCCGCGACAGACGACGACUCCAACCAGACUCUGACCUUCGCCCUGGAAGACACAUUCGAAGACACCUUCAGAAUGGACAACCAGGGGGACGUGGUCCUGAUGAAGAGUUUAGACAGAGAGGGGCGGGGAGAGUUCCUUCUUACUGUGAUGGUAUCAGAUGACGGAGAUCCAAUCCUCUCCUCAACCACUACACUUACUCUCACUGUAACGGAUGUUAAUGACAAUCUUCCUGAACUAAUGCUAACUGAAUUCUCCCUCAGCACUUCUGUUGACACUGCACCAGGGACGGAUCUACUAACGUUGCCUAUCAGAGAUCUAGACGGACCUGGAAAUGGUGCUCCCUUCACAGCGGUCAUAAUGUCCGGAGUUGGCAAGGAAGCUUUCGGAAUUGAAAAUAAUGUCCUAAAGGUCCUGAAGCCGAAGACGCUGACCCCUGGUACAGAUUACACCCUGACGAUCCAGGUGUCCGACUCGGGGACCCCUCCACUAACCUCCUCAGCUGAUGUUGUUAUCUCCGUUCUAACAACCAACAACUACCCACCAAUAGCAACCCCCGUCCAAGUUAACCUCCCUCUCUUCGACAGCGGAGUAACCUGCCAAACUGUUCUGGAAUAUUCCGCCCAGGACAGUGACCCGGGCACGACCCUUGUCUACUCCCUCUCAGAACCUGACUCUGAAUUCUGGAUGUUUCCUAACGGAACGCUGAUGACGUCACAACAACCCACCAUAGGAACACACAGACUCACAGUUUACAUCAGUGAUGGUAAACACAGAGAGAUAUCAACUAUUACGGUGCAGGUUUACUCGUUAAACUCCCCGGCAGCCGCUAAUCCGCUCACAGUGCGGUUAGAUGCGGUUAAUGAGCGGUCCUUCAAUCAGGAGCUCUUUGUUUCUAUCUUAGGGGAGAUCCUUAGAACGAGCCCUAGCGAGGUGAUCGUGCUGAGCGCUGAAGACAAAUCCAGGAAGCGAUCAGCACAACAAACUCUGGAGGUUACCCUGAUAGCUAGAUCAGCUGACGGAGAGUACAUGUCUGUUGAUGAUAUGAAGAGGCUGCUGUCACGUGAUCAGACACUCUUCCAGGAUAGUACCGGAUACAUACUGGAUACAAUAGAUCUGGACCCUUGUCUCCGGGAGCCUUGUCCCAUGUCCUCCACCUGUACUUCUCGCACAUCCUAUACUCUGGUAAACGACCGGAUCACUUCCACCACCACACCACAGUGUAAAUGUGCUGACGGAUUAAAGGGCAGUCGGUGUGAUGUCAAGGUACCAUGUUUCACAAGCCCCUGCAACACAGGGACAUGCCACGUGGUAGAGGAAUCUGAGAAAUGUGAAUGUAAUGAGAACUGGAGCGGGGCACGCUGUGAUAUACCCAUCAGACAUUGUCUCAGUCACCCCUGUCUCAAUAGUGGUUCCUGCAGAGACGAGAUUGUCGGGUACACAUGCACGUGUCAGAACGGUUAUAAAGGACAGAACUGUGAGGUUGUAAUCCUUGCUGAGGACCUUUGCGCACGUGCAUCUUGCAGCAGACACUCCACGUGCACCUCCGGCCGUGAUGACGUCACGUGCACAUGCACGGACGGGUGGGCCGGUAGAUUCUGCACGUACGUUAGUGAGAGUCUAACGGAUCCCUGCGCAAGCAAUCCUUGUGAACACGGUGGGAAAUGUGUAGCUGCAUCCAGUGAUGAGUUCAGUUGUGAGUGCUCACCAGGGUUUAGAGGCAGUAACUGUGAGGAGAAUAUUAACGAAUGUUCUGGAAUUUCUUGUCUUCACGGGGGAACCUGUAUAGAUGGGAUUGAUGGUCAUGUUUGUGAGUGUAAAGACGGUUACAGUGGCAAGAAUUGCCAACACACGGCGCAACCAUGUGACUCAAACCCCUGUCAAAACGGUGGUUUCUGCUACAACUUAUCCGGGGAGUAUUUGUGCCACUGCGCGCCAGGUUACGUCGGUGAAACGUGCGAUAUCCCCCUUGUCUCCCCGGGUUACUGCGACGCCUCCCCGUGCACGGAGCACGCGGAUUAUUGCACGUCUGGUCUCCUUGGUUACACGUGCACGUGCUCUCUAACAUGGCGCGGUAAGAACUGCGAGAUAUCCGACCGCAGUGCGAGUGAUUGUGAUCUGAACCCUUGCAUUAACGGUGGAACUUGCGUCUCUCAGUCCCAAGCCGGAAGUUACCUUCCUUACACGUGCCAAUGUGAACCAGGCUUCCGCGGGUUCAACUGUGAGGAAAACAUCAACGAAUGCACACCGGACAUCUGCCUCAACGGAGGCACGUGCACAGACCGCACAAACACAUACGAGUGUCUCUGUCAGUCGGGAUUCAGCGGUAGAAACUGUCAGGUCACUGAAGAUCCCUGUCUCUCACUCCCUUGUAGAAAUAGCGGGAAAUGUUACAGUCUGGAAGAUUCUUAUGUUUGUCAGUGCAGGUCCUCCUUCUCCGGGAGGAACUGUGAGGAGAGGCUGAGUUACUGUCCGGAAAACCACUGUAGGAAUGGUGGAAUGUGCGGUGUUAGGAGUGAUGGUAGUUUGGAUUGUUCUUGCAAGGCGGACUAUCAUGGGGAGUACUGUCAGUACAGGUACCAUUACUGUACCCCUGACACCUGCCUAAACGGGGGCAGCUGUGUAGAGGGGGUAGGAGGGUACAGAUGUCAGUGUCCUGUCGGGUACCAGGGUCCAGAGUGCCAGCUGGUAGAGGUCGGGGUUUUGGAGGGCGGUCACGUGGCUGUCCCUUCUCCUUCUCUCAAAUACAGCACUAUUUCCUUUAAGAUCAGGACCAGGUCCAGUGAUGGUCUCCUCAUGUACGCUGGGAGGUACGGUGGAGGUAGAGACUAUCUAAUAGUGCAACUAGUAAACGAGAAUAUAGUUGUGAGAUUCAGUGUAGGGAGUGACCAACAAGCUCGACUCGUCCUCAACAAAAGCGUCUCGACAGAAAAACAGGUAGCAGUACUUGUUGAUGAGUGCCAUGAUAGAGUGAAAUCUUCCUGUUCUGCUUCCGCAACUGUUUCAGGAGCGUAUUAUUCUCUAGACACGAACACCCCACUUUACCUGGGUGGAGUUGACUACAGUUACUCCUUCCUUCCUGCCUCUACCUACCAUGGCUGUAUCAAGGAUCUCUACAUUGGGGACAAGCUGGUAGAUUUCUCCAACACUGUACCCUCUUCACGUCACUAUGUUGGUUGUAUGGAACAAGAUUGUAAAACUAGCUGCUCCGGACAGAAGGUCUGCACAAUGCACGGCGGAGUUGUGACAUGUCAAUGUCCCUGGGGUAAAACCGGGGACUGUUCCGCCACCUCCCCCUCCAUCACCCUCUCUGAAGGAAUCCCCCUCACUCUCUCCCUCACUUCCAACCUCUUCCUCAACUCAGCAACCCUCAUGAUAUCAAUCCAGUUCCGGACCAGAAUUCCGGAUUGUUUACUCUACGUGUUCGGAUCAGCCGGAGAUGGUCAGGAUUACCUGAUUGUUGGAUUGACGGAAGGACAGCCCACAGUUACACUUAACACAGGAACAACCACUCAGUUAACCAUGUACGGAACUAAAGUUAAUGAUGGUGUGUGGCACACUGUGUUGUUUAAUAAGGUUCUGGACCAAAUCCAGCUACAGUUAGACGAGCUACACUCUGCUGUUAACCGGACCAGGGACGGACACACUCAAUUCCGGACCAGUUCCCGGACUGUUCUGAGUGUAGGUGGAGUGUCCGGCGGAGUCAGCGUUAAAGAGAGGGUCAGGUCCGGAGUUAUUGGAUGUGUCAGGGACGUAAGAGUUGGUAAUAGUGAGGUUGAUAUAUUUGAUCUGAGGGUAGGAGGGGACGUGAAGUUAGGCUGUGAAGUGCCGCCCACGUGCGUUCACUCCACGUGCCCGGCUACACACAGGUGCCAGGAUAUUUGGGGCGACUAUCAGUGCGAUUGUCCGGACGGAUUUUCUGGUCCAACUUGCGACUGUACUGCUGGCUACACUGGGAACCAAUGUCAGUAUGAAAUUAACGAAUGUGAACCUGACCCUUGCGUUCACUCCCUCUCUUGCACUGAUAAGCUCAAUGGGUAUUCUUGCGAGUGUAAGCCAGGCUACGCGGGCAUGAACUGUGACGUAGAUAUAAACGAAUGUGCGGACUUACCCUGCACAAACGAUGGCACGUGUGUCGAUCUCGUCAAUGGAUUCGAGUGUCGGUGUAAUUCAAUCAGGUAUACGGGAACAACAUGUGAGAUAGACAGGACACCCUGUAAAGACAAUCCUUGUUUACACCAGGGAACUUGUACGGAGUACGGGGAAGGAAAGUUUGGUUGUACAUGCACUUCUAGUUGGGGAGGCGAUCUCUGUCAGCUCCCCAGAUCAUGUGACUUUGAUCCGUGUGUCCACGGCAAGUGUAAAGGUCCAGCAAAGGGAGACUCGUACGUGAAGUGUGAUUGUAAUAAGAUCUGGACCGGACCAACUUGUGAGGAGAUAGAUUGCAGCACGUGCAACAACGGGAAUUGUUGGGACGGAGUUUGCACGUGCUACACCGGUUUCUCCGGGCCCACGUGCGAGGAAGAAGAACAGGAAAUACGCUCAGUAUCAGCUCCAAUACAAACAUGGGUCAUCGUUCUGGUGGCUGUUCUUGGUGUCUUACUUUUCAUUGUCAUCCUCCUCAUAGUCCUGUGCAGGAAGAAAUGCUACCCGGAAACCAAAUACCGGGAGAUCCCACCUCAAGGGGGCGGGACCCCUCUACACCCCUACUAUCAACAACCAGUACAAUCCCCACACUUUUACCCAGACAAACUUCAGACUUAUAACAAUAACAUGUUUCAAUAUAGACAAUAUCCGGGCCAUGGUCCGGUUACACCGACCCCAGGAAAUAUGGUGCAGAUGAGCGAACUAUCCCAGUUAUCAACAGCCACUUUAGAUAACGAGAUCAAGCUGUGAUAAGAUAAGAUAAGAUAAGAUAAGAUUAGAGAGAUUAUAUUAUUGAGCAAGUGCAGUGAGCGUUUAGGUAAGGUCUAAAAACGGCCUAUAUUCGUCCGAGGAGUGGCAGCAAAGUGCUGCAUUUUCGGCCAUGACAGCUAUAUCUAUCGCAUCUAAGAAAUAUUUCUUUACUAGCAUUUUAAUGAUGAUUAUGAUAAGAGCUAAAUUUACUUGAUAUAUAUGUGGCUGAAGAUAAAUUGUUUAUAAAUUUAAUGUAGUGUUUACCAAAAGAUAUAUUAGUUGUAUAAACAGUUUGACAUUUGAUAAAAAUAUAUUAUCUGAAGAAUAAAGUAUCUAGAAAUGCGUGUAAUUUCAUUAUUGAGGAUAUCCCGACAGUUUCUCACAUAGAAGGUAAUUUCAAUUUGUCUAAUUAAAAAAUAAUGAUUCAUCAUGAACUUAUGAUUGAGUCAGCUUUGUGAAAUUUCAUUUUAUUUGUAAACUGAAUUCAAUAAAAUUUUAAAAUUUUAUUGAAAAUUCCUUGAUAUGUAUUUAGUCGGUAUAUUAUCUUCAAGUGUGCUAAAUAAUGUGCAGUGUUAUUAACCGCCGUAUAUUUGACUGGAGAUUUAUUUAUUAGAGCUGCUUUUAAUAGGUACUCAUUAUUCAUGCAGAUUUAUAAAACUAGAGAAUUUACUAGAAAUUUUUAAGCGUUUGAUACCCAAAUGAUUUUAACGGUAGUAUGAAAUGUGCUUUAUUAUUUUUAUCUCACUUUUUUCAGAAUGUUUUCUAAAUAAAAUUAGGGUCUUCGAUGAGCAUGCACACAUUUUAAUUUCAGUGACCACCCAGCUAGUGACCAAUCGAAUAAAAAUCCCGUGCACGGUAAAGGAUGUGAUAUAAUAUUUUUGCAUUUUGCAUGAAUUUCAGACAUAGGUUACUUUCACUUUCAGUUUGCAGUUUGGGUUCCCGUUACUUCUACACUAAUCCUAAAUCAAAGGCCACAUUAAAUAUUGAAUUUUUAGUUUAACUUUAAGUUUUAUAUUGUGUUUAACUUUUAUUAUUGAUAAACGGAUAUCAGCUAUCAGCUAUGUGAAAUAAGUUUAUUCCGAAAUUGCUUGAAAUAUUUAUAAGAAUACUUUGUACU
Bolinopsis microptera is the source of this 9245-nucleotide messenger RNA. RefSeq names its product cadherin EGF LAG seven-pass G-type receptor 2-like. The coding region runs from base 35 to 8128 and encodes 2697 amino acids. Gene Ontology annotation, cellular component: plasma membrane; adherens junction; catenin complex. Gene Ontology annotation, biological process: multicellular organism development; homophilic cell-cell adhesion; cell-cell junction assembly. Lineage: Eukaryota; Metazoa; Ctenophora; Tentaculata; Lobata; Bolinopsidae. Gene Ontology annotation, molecular function: calcium ion binding; cadherin binding. The record is from RefSeq and is a predicted model, not a curated record. The transcript has 49 exons.